Anopheles marshallii is the source of this 2486-nucleotide messenger RNA. RefSeq names its product serine/threonine-protein kinase fray2-like. NCBI's taxonomy places the organism in Eukaryota, Metazoa, Arthropoda, Insecta, Diptera, Culicidae. The record is from RefSeq and is a predicted model, not a curated record. The coding region runs from base 1 to 2421 and encodes 806 amino acids. The transcript is spliced from 2 exons.
AUGUCUGCAGGCAGCAAUAAGCUAGAUAAGAAACUGACAGCAUCCUCCGCAACACUAUCUGACAAAGAUCCGCGUGAUAUUUCCAACAAUGGCUUCAAUCGCUUCGACCCGAAAUAUGUUAGUAUAGGACCAAAAGCAAUCCGCAGCACGGUCAACAACGUAACAGCAAAUGUAAACAAGUGUGCUACUCUGCGGCAUGGUGGGCGUUAUGGUGGUUCGCUAAGCGUGAGUGCCGGUAUUGGAGGCAGUGGUGGCCAUCAAGCAGUGGCAGGUUUGGGUGGUGCUCGGUCGGGCACAAGCCCGAGUCCGAAUCUCAAAAACGUUCAGCAACCAAUGUUGAGCCAAAGCCAAACACAGCAAUAUAAGCAGCAUCAUCAGGAUCGGCAGCUGUCGUCCUCGGGAACUACUGCACCGGGAAUGAUCGUCGGGGGCGGAUCAGACCGAACUGAACAAAAGCUCGCUAUUUCAACAGUGUCUAAAGAAUACAGCCAACAGUCUUACUCGUGCGCCACACUGCCAUACAAAAAGCCCGGAAGCGGAUACACCGAAACAACGACUGCACCGGCAACAGUAACCACAUCGAUACUGAAGAAGGAAAGCAAUCUGGAUAAUCAACACAACCAGCGUUAUGCUCCAACGGUAUACAGCAUCGAUACCUCCGCCUAUCACCACCAGAGGGAAAGCAGUGGAAGUGGUUUUCAUCAUCACUCGCAACCGUCACAUCACCAACAAUCCCUGACACAGACGCAACAGCCGCAGCAGUAUCAACAACAGCAAACACACCACAGAUCGCUGUCGAGCACAAAUCAGUUGUAUCAGGAGACGGGUGCAGGUUCGGUGUUUGCCAGCCCGCCACCCUCAAUUGCGUCGACUGCCACGACACGUUCAAAUGUGUCGAUCAUUAACCAACCGCUGCCAGACAUACCAACCAAUGCUGGCGGUGGCGGCAGUAGUAACGCGGCGGGCAAUUCGAUCAAAAACAGCCAACAGCCACUAUGUGCUGCCACGCUUAAUCAGUAUCGGUCACUGCAAAGACCACACAAGCAACAAACGGGUAGCAGCGGUCUUUCUGCCCUAACGACACCGACGGGACUCGGAAAACCCACCGUUCCGCCCAAGGUGACCCCACCGAUGUUGCCCCCGAAGAACCGACACAAAGACGAUUCGCAGUACCAGAGUAAAUCGGCAGCGAUGGCGUCUGGUUCGGGCGGGUCCGUCAUUAACCCUCCACUGCCAUCUUCACGGCCACAACAACCGUUACCUCAACCACCACCACCACCGCCAAUUCAGUCGCUUCACCAUCACCAUACCCCGGUAGGAGGACAGCAGGGUAAAUCUUCUUACGGUGGCAGCAGUGGUAUGAGUAUAUCGAGCAAUUUUAAUGCCAUCCAGCAACAGUUGCAAAAUCAGCUUCAUUUCAAGCAGUACCAUCAACUUACGCAGCAACCGUGGCAACGAGAGCAGCUACCCCAGCAAUCUGGACCGAACGUGAAUGUUCCGAACAGUAGCACUUUUGCAAAUUAUGAUCGUCAGCAGACUGGUCUCAGCUCGAACAGUCGUAACCGUUCGUAUUCCGGAGGUAGUAGUAGCAUCGACCAACCACCACACCCCAAACCGAGCAAUAUUGAAAAGGCCAAGAGCCAUCACCAUUCGACGUCCACAGCAGCUCCGGCGCCCGGUGGAGGAGGAUCAAUGGUGGCAAAUUAUCAGACUCUUCCGAAAAAUCACCAUCAUCACCAUUAUCCGCAACAGCAACCACAGCAGCAACAGCAACAGCAACAACAACAGCAACAGUACCUACAACAUGGUCAAUCGAGUUCAUUCGGUUCCACGAGCAGUGCUGGUCAAAAUCAGCCGCAACCGAAGAGCAUCCUCAGUAAAACACGUCCUAACGAAACGAGAGAACGGGAGCAGCGUGAGCGUGAAAGAGAACAACGGGAAAGGGACCGUGAUCAUCAUCGCGAACGAGAUCGCGAUAGAGAACGUGACCGGGAUAUGGAUCGAGAUCGGGAUCGUGAGCGGGAUCGGGAGCGGAAUCGGGAUCGGGAUCGGGAUCGAGAUCGAGAUCGAGAUCGAGAUCGAGAUCGAGACCGUGAUCGUGAUCGGGAUCGAGACCGUGAUCGGGAUCGCGAUCGAGACCGAGAUAGGGAGCGGAAUCGAGACCGCGAACAUCGUGAACGAGACCGCGAACGCGAUAGGGACAGAGAACAUCGAGAUCGAGAUCGUGAACGAGAAAAGGAUCAAAACCGAGACCAUGACCGCGCCGAACGAAGUCACCAUCAUCGAUCUAGUCAUGAGUAUCAUCACGAUUCUAGCCACGGCACGCAAACCAACAGCAAAAAUCCGAACGUCUACUAUCGUUCACUGCAGCGUGGUGGUUUGCAAGCAAAUAAUGAUCUCUACUCUGUAACAGAAUUGUGAGAAAGGUUUGAUUUUUAAGUUUGUUCUUAUGCAACUUAAGUUCGACUUAAUCAACCCAUACCACA